Molecule: messenger RNA, 525 nt
Organism: Dermacentor andersoni
Lineage: Eukaryota; Metazoa; Arthropoda; Arachnida; Ixodida; Ixodidae
Source: RefSeq, a predicted model, not a curated record
UCUACCAAUUGGUGCACAUGUCUCUUCGGAUAAAUUCUGGUGUUCGGGAGGAGCGGAUGCCAGUAAGCUUGGACUUCUGCCGAGACAAUGUGACGACCACAUCGGGAAGGCUGAAUAUUACUUUGCCAACAUAUUCAGUGCGAUCCAUCGGCAUGUUUCCACUUUCCCGUCUUUCAUUUUAUUGGAGUAGUCUCUUCAGCACAGUUGUCACCUACGUCGGAGGACUUGCCAUAAGUAUUUGUUUGGGUGGCACCAAUCUUUCCGAUGUGGAAAUGCACAAAUUGACGUCCAAUGUCCUAUUCCCACUGUGGCGACUUCUUAGGCUGAUGCCUCCUGCAGAAAAAACUUCUGCCACCAAUUCGAGAAGACAUCACAUCACCACAAUGAGAAAACACGAACUGCAAACUUCAUUGACUUCUGAAACAUUUGUUUGAAUUUCUCCCAUGGAGAUAAGUGUCCUCGUGUCGAAUAAAUCAGCAAUAACAUUUCCGCUGCAGACAAGAACAAACACUCUAUGGCGGCUAG